CGAGAUCGAUCUCUCUCAAGGGACCUUGCUUGCCGCCACCCCCACCGCAGUUACAGUUAUAGCUAGGGAUCUGAGGACUAGCUGAUGGACAGCAGGAGGGAGUCCUCGGAGACCUUGAGGAACAAAUGCGCAGCCUGCUUCAGGCAGUACAACAGGAUGGAGCACCUGGUGGAGCACAUGAAGGUCUCGUACCACUCGGUGCACGAGCCCAGGUGCGGCGUCUGCGGGAAGCACUGCCGCUCCUUGGAGUCGCUCAGGGAGCAUCUCAUCGGGCCGUUGCCCAAGGUGGAGUGCGCGCGGGUCUUCGGCGUCCGCGGCUGCAGCAUCUGCCUCAACGUUCUCGACAGCAGCGCCGCCGUCAGAUACCACCGUGCGGCCUGCCAGUACUCUCGUGCUGCUCCGAUGCCCAGGGGCGGUAGCAUGACUGGGCGCGCGGUCGCCCUGGCUUGCAAGAUGGUAGGGGGAGGAAGCGACGGCUCCAUGGACCUUUGUGCGAGGGUGUGCCUCGUUGGAGAAGAUGAGCACGUCAUCUUCCAGACCUAUGUCAAACCUACACUCCCUGUCACGAACUACAGGUAUGAAGUGACUGGGAUAAGGCCAGAGUACCUGAGGGACGCAAUGCCGCUCAAGGUUGCGCAGAGAAGAAUCCAGGAAAUCCUGUGCAACGGGGAGUCACUGUGGAAGUUACGCCCAAGAAGCUAUGGUAGGGCAAAGGUACUCGUUGGUCAUGGCCUCGACCAUGACCUUGAGCGCCUAGGGUUAGAGUACCCGGCAUUCAUGAUCAGGGAUACUGCAAAAUACCCACCACUAAUGAAGACUAGCAAGCUGAGUAACUCCCUCAAGUACCUUACACAAGCAUACCUCGGGUAUGACAUCCAUACUGGCAUUCAGGACCCCUACGAGGACUGCGUCGCAACAAUGAGGCUGUACAUCAGGAUGAGAUCACAGGCUCACCAGAGAGAUUACAACUCCGGCUCUGGCGAGGCCCAGAACAACUAUCCAGCCUGGAGGCAGAGGGAGCUCGACAGGAUGAGCCCAGAAGAACUCCUGGCACUUUCAGCAUCAGACUACUACUGCUGGUGCCUGGAUUACUAAACCGAUCGGCUUAUAAGGAAAAUAAGGCAGGCGAACGUUGUCGGUUGACAUGUUCCGUCUAUGGCGAUCAUCUUUAGAUGUACAAGUAGCUUGCGGCUUUGCUAUAUUGGGGGUUAAUUAAAGCGUAUAAACAAAGGAUUCUAUAUAAAUGUAUUGAUGCCUUAGAUCUGUAUAAGAAGCAAUAUCAUGAUUU
This is a messenger RNA of Zea mays, 1288 nucleotides long. RefSeq names its product RNA exonuclease 4. The transcript has 7 exons. The coding region runs from base 85 to 1095 and encodes 336 amino acids. The record is from RefSeq and is marked validated. Gene Ontology annotation, molecular function: 3'-5' exonuclease activity; nucleic acid binding. Gene Ontology annotation, cellular component: nucleus. NCBI's taxonomy places the organism in Eukaryota, Viridiplantae, Streptophyta, Magnoliopsida, Poales, Poaceae. Gene Ontology annotation, biological process: rRNA processing.